AGAGAAGCAUGAGUCUGGGUCUUGUUUCCAUCACUGCUUCAGCCAGAAAACAAGCAGCAAAAAAGAUCCCAUCAUCAGUUUGUGAAGCAUGGAAUUGAAGCGAGAGAGAGAGAGAGAUUAUUAUAUAUUGGAAUGAUUAGUUUUUUAGUGUCCCAAUGAUUGAGCUCUCCUUGCAUCUAGAGAGAAACUUGCCCAGAAACUCACAAAUCAAGCUCGAAGAAAUAGCAACGAAGAACUAGAGAGACACAGAGAGAUGACGCCCAUGAACAGUGAUGAUGGAAGGAGCAGUCAUUGGUUGGGCUUCUCGCUCUCUCCUCACUCGAACAUGGAGGCCUCCCUCUCAUCUUACCACCGCCAACGGCAGAACCAAGCACCUAUUGACUCUGCAUUUGGUCUCUCAACUCCGACCCUUGACUAUGGCCUGUUGAAUGGAGUUGAAGGUAGCUUUGGCUCAUGCUCUGCAUUGUCUGUAAUGCCACUCAAGUCUGAUGGGUCUCUUUGCCUAAUGGAAGCUCUCCACAAGUCACAGGCUCAAGCUUCUGCUACUCCACAACCGGAGGACUUCUUCAGUGGUGCAACCAUGAGCCAUGACAUAGAAAAGUUGUAUCACCUGGGAGACCCACAAGAUCACGAGCACAACCACCAAAAUCACCUCAACCACAUCUAUUGGAGAAGGCAACACCAAGACCAAGCCCAAGCCCAAGCCCAAUCCCAACACUACCGCCAUCUCUGCUCUGAAGAAUUCGCAAGUCGUGAGCUCCUUCAUCACAUUCAUUCAAACAAUGCAUUGGAGAUCAAGAUGAUGAAUGGAAGCAUGAUGGGUCAUUGUGGGUCAGGAUCUUGUCCUGUGAGCACAAUGGAAUCGAGCGAUUCGCACUCGUUGAGCUUGUCGAUGAGCCCUCAGUCACAGCCGGGCAGCAUUGCGAGCUCACAGCAGAUAGCCGACACGAUAGCAGAGUGCAUUGCCCUGGAGACAAAGAAAAGAGGGGUUGACAAUUGUAAUCAGAAGAAGAUAGUUCAUAGGAAAUCUCUGGAUACUUUUGGGCAGAGAACUUCUCAGUACAGAGGUGUUACAAGACACAGAUGGACAGGUAGAUAUGAAGCUCAUUUGUGGGAUAGCAGCUGCAAGAAAGAAGGACAGAGCAGGAAAGGAAGACAAGUGUACCUUGGAGGGUAUGAUAGGGAAGAAAAGGCUGCGAGGGCUUAUGAUCUCGCCGCGCUCAAGUACUGGGGACCAUCAACCCAUCUCAAUUUCACUUUGGAUAACUAUCAACAAGAACUGGAGGAAAUGAAGACCAUGAGCAGACAGGAAUAUGUUGCUCACCUUAGGAGAAAAAGUAGUGGAUUUUCAAGAGGGGCUUCCAUGUAUAGAGGAGUCACAAGACAUCAUCAGCAUGGACGUUGGCAAGCUCGGAUUGGCCGAGUUGCCGGCAACAAGGACCUCUAUCUUGGGACUUUCAGCACUCAAGAAGCAGCAGCAGAGGCCUAUGACAUUGCCGCCAUAAAGUUCCGAGGAGCAAAUGCAGUGACCAACUUCGACAUCUCGAGGUACAACGCGGAGCAGAUCAUAGCAAGCAGCACCCUUCUCCCCAUAGAAAUGGCCAGACGCGACAAGGAGGUCACGAUCAGUUUCGUCAAUAAAGCUUCUGGUCACUGACCUGCUGACCAAAAAGGCAACGGGAAGGCCAUCGGUUAUCUGUCUAUCGACCAAAUUGAGCCAAAACAGAGGAGACCGUUGUCUUUCUCAUUGGCUCCUGAUGUAGAAGAAUUACCCGAGACGGCAACCACAGUCUCAUCGAAUUCUUCCUUGCUGUUGACGAGCUUAAGCAGCUCACGAAAUGAGAGUUUGCCGUUGACCAUUUGGAACUUUAGAUCCAACCACCAUCCCAAUUGAGGACUCUUCCUAGGUUGCCAACUUUUACUUCUUGAACAGACUGAUUGAUUUCUUUCUUUUCCUAUGGCAUUAUGUUCUUUUC
Messenger RNA from Syzygium oleosum, 1976 nucleotides. Its product is annotated as AP2-like ethylene-responsive transcription factor ANT. NCBI's taxonomy places the organism in Eukaryota, Viridiplantae, Streptophyta, Magnoliopsida, Myrtales, Myrtaceae. The record is from RefSeq and is a predicted model, not a curated record. Gene Ontology annotation, molecular function: DNA-binding transcription factor activity; DNA binding. Gene Ontology annotation, biological process: regulation of DNA-templated transcription. The transcript is spliced from 9 exons. The coding region runs from base 254 to 1657 and encodes 467 amino acids.